Parnassius mnemosyne (clouded apollo) is the source of this 969-nucleotide messenger RNA. The record is from the annotation of a GenBank genome assembly. NCBI's taxonomy places the organism in Eukaryota, Metazoa, Arthropoda, Insecta, Lepidoptera, Papilionidae.
AUGGAGGAAUCACAAAAUAAACCAGUUGAAAAAUAUGACGUCUUAUCCCAAAACAUUGAUAAUAACGUUAAUAAGAAAUGUAAUGAACACACUUUGAACUUUUCUAACGAAGGCGAUCAAAAUUUAGAAGUCGUUGUUAGUGAAAUACCAACUUCAGGAGGAAAACCAGAACAGUUAAAGCCUACUGGACGAAAAGAAUAUACGUUGGUAUAUAAUAUAGCACCAGGAAUUCUCCAAAAGUUUCCGGGGCUUAAUCAAGGAGAAGAGCAAGACACGAGUGCACCCUUUAUUUAUGAGCCUGGUGGUCGCAAUGCUUUUGUGAAGUUCGUCCUCAGCCUUGUUCUACUGAUGCUUCUUGUGACUGCAGCAUUUCUGGCAGUAGUCCUCUUGAUACCAGAUGUAAAAGAAUUUUUCAGUGUAUAUGGAUGGGUAUUAAUGAUACCAGCAUUAAUUAUCCUGUUAGGUGUAAACUAUGCAAUGGUAUGCAGUAUGUGUGCUAGACAACCUCCAUGCAAUUACGUGUGCCUGGUGAUAACGGUAAUAGGCAUGAGUAUAAUUGCUGCUAAAGUUACUUCACACUAUAGUACGGAAAUCGUUUUGUAUGCUGUUAUUACGACCACGGUCGUUGUACUCGUAUGCUUUUUUCUAGCAUUUUCCAGGUUUGAUUUUACUAGUUGGAUGUUAUACGUGGUUGUUAUUGCUACAGCGUUCUCUGUUUUAUCAAUGAUUGUUUUAAUGACUAUGCUUUUUACUGGAACAGUUAUGAAACCAGUAAUAAUAAUAAUUUUAGUCAUCGGCACUCUAAUAGAAGUAAUUACGCUGACAAUAGAACUGCAAACCGUAAUUGGAGGCAAAUCAGUACAACUAUCUGAAGAUGAUUACGCUCUUGGAGCCUAUAUGAUUUACACAUCAAUCAUUACCAUUUUUCUAAAAUUAGUACAACUUAUCGGUUUAAUAGAAGAUAUGUGA